AUGCACACGGUUAGGUGGCGACGCCAAAUAAAGGCGUCGAAGUUGCUUGUCCGGUCAGCUCCGACGACCGAUGGAUUUGUGCGGGGGCUCUGUGGAUCAGGUGCAGUGCUGGGCAGGGCUGUGGUGACGGCGAAGACAACCAGAGCGUCGGUGGUGCUUGGAGGAACCCUAUCCCUCUCCCUGAUCCAGAUCCUCCACCCACCUCCCUCUCCCCUCGCCGCGGCCUCCCACCACGGCUCCCCGAUCCAAAUCCUUUGUUGGGGGGGGGGCAUCUGGCUGGCGUCGCGGGUGAACACCACCGACUGCAUCCGCUUCCUGCAGUGGCCAAUCAUCAACAUCACGCUCGCCGUCAUGGUCGUCUCCCUCAUGGGCUUCACCGGCGUCUGCUACCGCCAGACCUGGCUACUAUGCAUCUACCUCUUUGCCAUGUUCUUCGUCGUUGUCGCCCUCCUCUUCUUCAUCGUCUUCGCCUUCGCUGUCACCGACCGCGGGGAGGGCCAGGUGGUCAUGUAUCGCCGCUUCCUCGAGUACGAGCUCUCCGACUACAAUGGAUGGCUCCGCGGCCGCGUCGCCGACCUUGACUACUGGGCCACCAUCAGCGCAUGCCUCCGCGACGGCCAUGCCUGCCGCUCCAUGCGCCGCCCCGCCCGCGACCCCAACACCGGCAUGCUCGUCCCCGAGCCCGCCAUCAUGUUCUACGGCUGCGACCUCUCCCCGAUUCAGGUCCCUUCUCCCUCCCAAGAUUCACUUCCAUCAUCUUACCUCGCGCACCAUUUCCAUGCGAUUCUUGGCUAA
Hordeum vulgare subsp. vulgare (domesticated barley) is the source of this 795-nucleotide messenger RNA. Its product is annotated as tetraspanin-4-like. The record is from RefSeq and is a predicted model, not a curated record. NCBI's taxonomy places the organism in Eukaryota, Viridiplantae, Streptophyta, Magnoliopsida, Poales, Poaceae. The coding region runs from base 1 to 795 and encodes 264 amino acids. The transcript has 2 exons. Gene Ontology annotation, cellular component: plasma membrane; plasmodesma. Gene Ontology annotation, biological process: auxin-activated signaling pathway.